Messenger RNA from Colletotrichum tamarilloi, 1446 nucleotides. RefSeq lists its product as uncharacterized. Bases 1 to 1446 code for a protein of 481 amino acids. Lineage: Eukaryota; Fungi; Ascomycota; Sordariomycetes; Glomerellales; Glomerellaceae. The transcript is spliced from 3 exons. The record is from RefSeq and is a predicted model, not a curated record.
AUGGUCUCUCCUAUGGGCACUCUCAGGAGGCGCGCUAUUCGCCGCCCGAGAUACAUCAGAGACGAUCUGCAGAUUGAGGUCCGCGAUGACAAGGGCGAAAUCUCAUCCGACGAUGAAGAUUCCCCCUCGCCCAAGAGCACCACAUUUCCACCCGGCGCGAGACCAACGGCGCCCCCUCCGCCACCAGCGGUUGGAGUGGCUCCGCCUGCCGUGCUCAACCCCGCCAACCCGACGGAUACGGAGAGCAGCACAUCGAGCGAUUCCCCCUCGCCCACGUCCACCGAGUUCCCGAGACCGACUGAGCCUCCGCGUGGCCCGCAACGUGGAGAAACCGGAGCUACGCCUUUUUCUUCCUCCAUUAGCACCACGACUGAAUCAUCAAGCUCGACUAAGACUCUUCCCACUGCCAUCCCGAACAGCCGCAGCACCACCAGCUUCGAUGCGCAACCGACAGGGGGUACGACUAGGGGAGGCAAUGAGACGGGCCUAGGAAACGACAGGUCUGAUGACAUUGGAUGGACGCCGACUGCAAUCGCGUUUGGGACUAUUGCCAUCGCAGCCCUCUUCCUCGUCAUUGGCGUCGGCAUCUGGUGGUGCCUCCGCUACCGUAAGCGCCGUCAAGCCCGCCACCUCUACGAACGAAGCAUCUCUCCCGACAAUCAUCAAUACUGGGAUCCCUCAUCAACCUUCUCACCUCCCACCAUGCCUGCCACCCGUCCAUCCCGCCGCUCACCCUCAAGCAUCUUUGCCGAACUCAUGGGCCACGCCUACGCCGCAGAGAAUGGCAGCGCAGGAAACGGAACGUACGGUAACGACCGCAACUCGCUUACACCCCAAGGCUACCUCGACGAGAAGAGAUAUGAUCCGGCCCGCCAGCUCCCGAUCCUCGAGCCCGCGCCCGUCGCUCAGCCCAACGUCCGAAACUCCAUCGCCAGCUGGAUCCGCCGCCACCACCCGCUCAAGUUGAACCCGAUGUCCGGCCGGAGCAGCAUGUACUCCACCCGCAGCGGCUUCGGUGCCAGCACGAACAAUGUCAACGCCCCGCCGGUCCCGAACGUACCAGACGCCUACCGCAGCACCGACCAAGUGCAACAAUCCGGCCUUGCCCCUCCGCCUCAGCAGCGCUAUGCGCCGUCUAGCCAAUAUGACACCGGAAGCCCUUCAACCGACUACAACACCAACUCCCUCUUAUCUCUGUACCAAACUCAACCACCCCAGCAACCCUGUCAACAGCAAGCCCCGACAGCCCCUUGGCUUCAGGACCCACCGCCAGUCGUUUUCGGCGAGCGCGGCGUCUCCAUGGCCCCGACCGAAGCGACCGAAAGCACCUGGCGAAGCUGGGGCGGCGGCGUUAACAACCCGCCUCAGCACCAGCAGCAAGCGCCGCCCGAGACUCCGCGCAAGGGCUGGAUCGAGAAGUGUAUCAAGUUUGGAGGUCUGAAGUAA